Messenger RNA from Acanthoscelides obtectus, 3830 nucleotides. The record is from the annotation of a GenBank genome assembly. NCBI's taxonomy places the organism in Eukaryota, Metazoa, Arthropoda, Insecta, Coleoptera, Chrysomelidae.
UAUUAUGCUUCAUUAAGUACUUAUACAAAAUUUUAUUAAAAUAAAACCAUUUAAACUGGGUGUUCGGAUUUAUAUGUCACUUAGUAUAUAUGUAUUACGUACUGAAGUAACUCCGUUGAUCAUCCAGGCUAGUUCAAUUCUAAUCCAAGCUGUCGAUGAGGCACAUUAAAUCUAUCAGUACAUAUUACAGUACUUUCCACGAGUUCAUCGCAUCUAGACUAUGAAGUCUCUGGUUGCGCUUACCGCCAGUUGUCGUAAAUCGGCAACUUCCGAUGAGAACCAGAAUAGAAGCACUGGCAGUGUCAGUGUAAUGACAGGCAAAGAGGCAAAUUAGACUGGAUUGGAUUUUUGAUCAAGACGUGGUCAGACGCGUUAAACUACACCUUAAACCGAACCUCAAAUGUUGGAUCUUAGACCUUGGGUCUCAAAGCUUAUAUCCUAGCGCCUAUCUCUCAUCGCUUUUCUUCAUUCUGACUGAAAUUGCUCAUUUAACAAGCUUCACCGCAAAGUCAACUGCCCUGCUGCAUCUGAUAUUGUGCUUGAAACCAUCAGUCCUACAUGUUACUAGGCCAGAGCAUACUACAACUGCUUCAGACAACUGAGCCCUGCUUGAGUUACAGCUCAGAGGGUUGAAUGUCAUCUGAGAAGGGAUACCACCAGGUGCAGGCUGGCAAACUACAGGUGGGAUUAGUCUAAGCUUAUUGUGUGUUAUUCCGGCUUUAGUCCAGAAGACUUUUGAACUCUAAAACAACAGUUUAGUUAGCUCUAAUGUAGAAAUAUUGUAGAGAUUAUUUAGAUAAUAUCUUGUGUCUAGAGUAUAGGUAUACUUACUGGUAAGUUAGCACUCUUCUUAUUAGUUUUUGUGUAGGGAGCAACCUGAAUAGUAGGCAUUAGGCCUUAUUGAGUUACAUUUCACUCACUUUGGUUUACGAAAGAACCUGAGGGAAUGUAAAUAGGAAAAACAUCCCAUUGGUUCGGAAAAAUGACCAGAAAUACCUUCAAAACUCUAAAAAAUCCCACAAAAGUGAAAACACGCGUAGUUGUAGCUUAACACCCCCUUUAGAUAUAUCUAGCAUAAUACGCAUUUCAAUAGCACAACUCUGGGGUCUGAUUAGAAAAAACUACCAUUGUUUGGGAAAAAUGUCAAGAAACAUCUUCAAAACUGCAAAAAUUCCCACAAAAGUGAAAAUACGCGGGGUUCUAGCACAGCACGCCCUUUAGAUAUCUCUGGCAUAAUAUUCAGUACAAUUUCAAAAACAGAACUCGGGGAUGCCAUUAGAAAAAACUACCCUUGGUCUGGAAAAAUGUCAAGAAAUGCCUUCAAAACUGUAAAAAUUCCCACAAAAGUGAAAACACGCGGAGUUCUAGCACAGCACCCCCCCCCUUUAGAUAUCCCUAGUGUAAUACUCAGUACAAUUUCAAAAGCAGAACUCGGUUAUGUCAUUAGAAAAAACUACCCUUGGUUGAGAAAAAUGACCAGAAAUACCUUCAAAACUAUAAAAAUUCCCACAAAAGUAACAACACGCGGACUUCUAGCACAGCACCCCCUUUAGAUAUCUCUAGCAUAAUACUCGGUACAAUUUCAAAAGCAAAACACGGGGUGCCAUUAGAGAAAACUAGCCUUGGUUGGGAGGAAUGUCGAGAAAUACCUUCAAAACUGUAAAAAUUCCCACAAAAGUGAAAACACACGGAGUUCUAUAACGGCACCCCCUUUAGAUAUCUCUAGUGUAAUACUCAGUACAAUUUCAAAAGCAGAACUCGGUUAUGUCAUUAGAAAAAACUACCCUUGGUAUUAUUAUUGAGACAGGGCGGUACUCAAACUUCCAAAGGGCUAUAACUUUGUUACUUUAAUUUUACCAGAAAAAUGGUAAAGGAAAAAAACAUUUCUUUUGAUCAGAUCUACUCACUGUUAAAAUAAAUGACUCAACUUCGAAGUCACCCUGUAUAUAUACAAACUUAAUAAUUUUCUAAUGACAUCCCCGACUUUGGCUUUUGAAAUUGUACAGAAUGGUAUGCUAAAGAUAUUUGAGGGGGUGCUGCGCUAGAACUCGGAUGCGUUUUUUCACUUUUGUGGGAAUCUUUAGAGUUUUGAAGGUAUUUCUCGUCAUUUUCCCCAACCAAGGAUAGUUUUUCUAAUGGCACCCCCGAGUUCUGAUUUUGAAAUUGUACUGAGUAUUACGCUGGAGAUAUUUAAAGGGGGUUCUGAGCUAGAACUCUGCUUUUUUCACUUUUGCUCCGCGCUUUUUGGUUUUGUACAGUCUCAAGUGAGUUGGUGAUAUUAGUUUACGUUUUCUUAGUUUAGUUUUUUCUCAGAACCCCCAAUAUCAGUGUUUAAAAAUAAUUGAAAAAUCAUUGAUCAUUGGUUGCAUGAAUGUGUGAGGCUUACAGUGCUGGAGUGCCAUGUACAUCCCAGCGACCUUAACCACCUCUGAAACCAGCAUCAAAGUGGGUGAUGAAUAAACGGGGAACAUUACGAUUAGACGCGGGGUCAAACAGGGGGAUCUACUGAGCCCAUUGUUAUUUAACAUGGUUAUAGACAAGCUGCUGAGACGGAUGAAUGACGGGAACAGGGGAGGCACGAUCCUUCCUGGAGUCAAGGUCAUCGCCAUGGCGUUCGCUGAUGAUAUCAUCUUACUGGAGGACGCUGAAAUUAAUCUUCCGCUGGCGCUCGGUGAAGUAGUAGAGUUUGCGAAGUCCAAGAACAUGGCCUUGAACCCUGGGAAGUGUUCGACCAUGGUGGUUGGAUUGGUGCCACGGAAAGAUUAUUUACUUAAGAUUGAUGAACGUCGUGUGGCCAUGGUGACGGAGGUUAAUAGCUCCCGCUACCUCUGACACGAGGCGUCUCUCGGUGAGAUAAUGAGACACUCACUCACUAAUCUUCGCCUAUGUCUGUCUAACCUGAAAAAGUCCCCUCUAAAGCCGGAUCAGAAGCUCACUAUCAUUAAAAAUCGUAUUGUAGCGUUUUUCUGGGUUCUUUCGGGUGUGGAUUAAAACACAGGAUUCCGCAAAAAGAAAUGCACUAAUUUAUUUAACUUAAUAGAACAUUUAUGUACACCACUAUUUAUGUCUGACUAAUUCUUAUGUCCCAUUGACUGCAUUAUACUCCACUCCGCUCUGCUAUUCUACCGUAUUUAGUACUUUGCUUCCAUCUCCCGGCAGCCGAGUUAUAUAUAGUUCCCAUUGCUGCUUCGAGAAAGGUCUGGUGAACCACAAAGCGGCAUCUAGAAUAUUGGAGGUCCCGUGGCGUCGAUCUAGAAGGUGAGUCACUGCCAGGGUCCUCACAGACGCCGCCAAGCGGCCUGUGCGGUCGUGGUUCGCGUAAAAGCAGAGAUCGGCCAUGAAGCUCUGGCGGGUAGGAGACUCGCCCAACAGAUGGCGCCAACAGUACUAUUUUUGUCACAGUAUUAUCGCCAAGCUGUUUUAAGGUCUCCAAACACCGAAGGUAUAGGGGAAAGCCUUCGGUUCGUGGAUCGCCUGAUAAAUGGAAGUGUUAUGGCGGUUUUACACCUCUCAGUGCAUACGCCGGACGCUGGCCUUUAUGCGGUAAUCCGCGAUGAAGGCCUAGGGAUCCAGCAGUUGAGACUUAAUGUUCCACGGGUGUUCCUGAGCAGACUUGUUAAGCCGCUCUAAAACAACGAAGACCGGGCACUGAUGGUGGCGCUGCAGAGCGACUGCACUCAUGAACUCAUGCACAGGUUGGACGGACUAGUGGGGGUUGUCCCUGUGGUCCAGCUUUGGAGAGAGCGACUGAGGAUAUCCUCAACUGCAGCGGAGAAUGCGUGCGAUGACUCAGCCAGCCGCUCUUGGCCUCAGGAAAAGCUCAAAGACUG